AUGUGGCUUCGUGGAAGACAACCCAUAAUUAUGAAAGGCUCGGUGUCACUAGCAGGGACACAACGGCAACUUUCAGCUUUGAAAUAUCUCAAAAUCAUCGUAGAAAGAAAUCUUGAUUAUGGAAUUGCGAAUGGUACUGUUUCGGAUGCUUGUCUUAGUGAUGUGCUCAAUCAAUGCAUCCGCGCGAGCAUAAACGUAAUAAACAGUUCAUGUCCAGAAGACUGUGGGAAUGUAAGCAUUCCAUACACUUUUGGAAUCGGAAAGGGUUGUUACGUUGGAAAUUGGUAUGAGAUUGUCUGCAGAUCAUCGAAUCAUGACUCUUAUAAUCUGGGAUUUCCAAUGCCCUAUUUGAAGAGGUUAGACCUGGAGGUGCUGGAAAUUGACAUAACUUCGUUAGGCGAAAUUAGCAUCAACUAUCCCAUAUUUUCGAGCUGUACCAAUGGCAAGAACAACAAAAAGAAUCUGGAGUUAGAGAAAAGUCCUUUCGUCUUCGCCGUCACCUACAACACCUUCGUUGCCAUAGGUUGCAACAACUCUGCCUCCAUGUGGUCCAUUUUUCCUGAUGACUCGAUUUCAUUUGGUGGGUGCAAUUCCCCUUGUGAUAGAGCUCCAUUCACAAAAGGAAGUCAUUGCAAUGCCACAAAUUGUUGCCAAGCUACAACUCCUUCUAAUCUCCAAGCAUUCUCUACAACUAUAGAGACGAAAAGUUCCUACAAUAAUGGUAGUAGUGAGUGCAACUAUGCAUUUUUGGUAGACCAGAAUUGGUUUGAGACCAAUUUCACAGAGCCGAAUCUAAAUGUGUCCGUUCCAGUGAGAUUGUACUGGGAGCUUGACAAUACUACUUUCCAUUCUCUUCCCACAAUGAAAAACAUGACAACAAGAGAAUACAAGAACUCAACCUAUCGUUGUUAUCAGUGGAUGGGGUCGGGAAACACUACUACUUAUAAUUGUGGGUGCAAGAGUGGCUACAGAGGAAAUUCAUAUCUUCUGGGAGGAUGUGGAGAUAUUAAUGAAUGUGCAGACCCUGACUUUAACAUCACUUGUACACCCGAUACACGCUGUGAAAAUACUGAAGGUUUUUACCGUUGUGUCGCUGUAAAGAACACAAAGCUUUUCAUGAUCAUAGGUAUGUCUUCCUUCUCAUUAUAUAUAUAUAUAUAUAUUAAUUGCAUGUACAUGACCUUUCCCUUCGGUUUUUUGCAAAUUCUCUGAUAAUUUUCAAGCUAAUUAUUAAUAAUUAGUUGUCCCAUGCAUUGUCUUGAU
This is a messenger RNA of Carya illinoinensis, 1263 nucleotides long. Its product is annotated as wall-associated receptor kinase-like 8. Gene Ontology annotation, cellular component: membrane. The coding region runs from base 1 to 1212 and encodes 403 amino acids. Lineage: Eukaryota; Viridiplantae; Streptophyta; Magnoliopsida; Fagales; Juglandaceae. The transcript is spliced from 3 exons. Gene Ontology annotation, molecular function: polysaccharide binding; calcium ion binding; protein serine/threonine kinase activity. The record is from RefSeq and is a predicted model, not a curated record.